AGGAAGCAACCUUGCCAUAGUUUCUCCAAAGUUCUUGGCUUACUGUGGUAUCAAAAAGGAGCUCGCUCUUAAAACAAAGAUGGAAGAAGAGAAGAAGACAGUUAGGUGUUGCAGUGAGCGCAAGACCACCAAGACACCAAUGUGGAGAGGUGGACCAUCUUGUCCCAAGUCACUUUGCAAUGCAUGCGGGAUCAGAUUAAGGAAACAAAGACGGUCCGAGUUAUUGGGUAUUCGUAUUAUUCACAGCCACAAAGCCUACAAGAAGAUAAAUCCAUCACCAUCAUCACUAUCAUUUUCACAUGGUGGCGUGUUUUUGAAGAAACGACGGAUUCUAAAGGAGGAAGAACAAGCAGCUCUUUGUCUAUUAUUAUUGUCUCGUAACUCUGCUUUCGCCUGACAGAAAAAACAGAGUAUCUCACUGAAAAGACAGUUUUGUCCUUUAUUUUGUUCGACGCUCUUUGGGCCAGUCUUUUGAGAGGAUAAAUUUAGCGCACUAAAGCUGGGCCUAUUCUUGUGUCAACGGCCUGGCCCAUAGAGAUCAUUGGUCAACUCUUGAAUAAUGGAAUUUUA
Molecule: messenger RNA, 570 nt
Organism: Brassica oleracea var. oleracea
Lineage: Eukaryota; Viridiplantae; Streptophyta; Magnoliopsida; Brassicales; Brassicaceae
Product: GATA transcription factor 23-like
Exons: 3
Coding region: 80-397 (105 amino acids)
Biological process (GO): regulation of DNA-templated transcription
Molecular function (GO): sequence-specific DNA binding; zinc ion binding
Source: RefSeq, a predicted model, not a curated record